Mastomys coucha (southern multimammate mouse) is the source of this 4193-nucleotide messenger RNA. It is a transcript of the gene Tec, whose product is annotated as tec protein tyrosine kinase. Gene Ontology annotation, biological process: tissue regeneration; intracellular signal transduction; regulation of platelet activation. Gene Ontology annotation, molecular function: protein binding; non-membrane spanning protein tyrosine kinase activity; ATP binding. The record is from RefSeq and is a predicted model, not a curated record. NCBI's taxonomy places the organism in Eukaryota, Metazoa, Chordata, Mammalia, Rodentia, Muridae. The transcript is spliced from 17 exons. Bases 1986 to 3635 code for a protein of 549 amino acids.
GCUGCUCUCCAUUGAGUUAAUGAACAUGAGGUUACCAUUUGCUGUCAUUCAGGCUUGAAAGUUGAGAUUUAGCAUGUGAUAGAACUCAGCACAAGUCUGUCAUCAGAGUUUAAGAUACGUAGCUGUCCAUUUGGUGGCAGCCCCCUUUAACAAAUUAAUCUGCCAAAGAAAAUCCAUUCCCGUAUUUUAUAGGUCCUUAUAGAAUUUAUUAGGCAUAUUAAGCACAUGGCUUUUCCCCACCAACUGCCAUAUGAUGUAUCGAAGCCCAAGCUGCUUUGUGUGAACAUUUCUUCCCUCCCUGCAGCUGAUCAGUUUUCUUGGUGAACCACUUGUUGAUCUACAGAGGAACCCUUCCACUCUUGACGCUAAGCAUCUACUGCAGUAUUUUUGCUGAGGUUAGGGAGAUUAAAGAGCCAUGUGCCUAGUGAGUUCCUGCUGUGGGAUGCUGAGGUACGGUGGGAGGACAGUGUUGGCUAGACAGCUUCUGGCUUUCCACAAGUGACUGUCUCUGUCUGACCCAACUUAAAAGCUUGCCAUGGUGGACAGGAUAUUUUCUACUACUGCCAUAGUCUUUUCUGUUAGGAAUGAUUUUAGGUUGUAGAGAAUGGCUAGGAACCGGAUUUCUCCUGACAGCGUGCUGUAGCGAAUGUGGGCAGGGUGAAUGCCCAGUGGUCCUGGCAUUUGGACCGCAUUGCGACUGCUCCUAGGGCAUUCUUGUCAGAUGCUGACUUACUUGUUUUCUCGCUGGGUUUUGUCUUCUGUGUUUUGGUUCCCGUGAUUUACACAGAGUGGCAUUGUUUCUCCUGACCGGUUCCUAGUUUUCCUGUGGCAUAUAACUAUGCCCAGUGCUGACCUCAGGUUCGUGGACCAUGUUCCCUUAACUAUAAACCCCUGCAAAUGCUGGAAAAAAAAACAAAGCUUCAACACUUUUAAUUGUAAAGCUAAAGCUGAGGCAAGACCAAGCUCAUUCUUUGUUCUACCCGUGUUCGAUACAUACGUCUGCGUACCCAGAAUUAUUACCAUGACUAGUUACAUUGGGUGCCUAUUGAGAACUCUCAUAUUAUAUGAUGUGUCUGCUACAUUUUCUUGUUAUCUGAGACGUUCGUGAACCUGAAAGGGUUUCAGAUAAGAAUUGUUACCAGAAGUAAAGAUUAUUUAAAACUUGCAAACAGACUUGGAAGGAGAGAUUAGUAAGUUUUUGCAUUAUGACAAUGAUUUGUUAUAACUGGAAUUUUACCACAGUAAUCCAGGAAAACAGAAAUAACAGCAACAGAAGGGGUAAAAGGUGGUAACGAGUGAUAAAAAGGUACUAAGCCCCAAAUGUGUAGAAACCUUCAUUGUCAACUUAGAAAUAUGGAGUGAUACCAUUAAAAUACAACUCAGCAAGGGCAGCGAGGUGGCUCAGAGGUUAAAAGCACUGGCUGUUCUUGGACAGAACCUACACCAAGCCAUUGAUUAGAUCCACACAACCUUAGACAACAAAUACUUGCUUAUAUUGAAUUAUAAUUUAAAGGUAAGAAUCAGAAUUCUCUAAGUAACAGUACUUCCAACAAUACAGGGCAGGUUUUCGAAUGACUCCUCUCUGCCUAUUAUCUAGAAAAUCCAGGAAGCACUUCAUACUGGAGUUAGUUAGUUCCCUGUGUGGGGGUGCAUGUUCGCUUCCUGUUUGUAGGGAUUUGAGUCUUCUGCUUUUGGUCUCCCUAUUCUUAGAAUCACAACUCAAAAAGCCUAGUGAGGUGGGAAGCCCAUGAGAAUGUUGAGUUAGAAAGUAAGAUUCUAGAAUGGGGCUGAAAACCACUGGAACCAUUUGAGAGAUUUAAAUUGUCUGUAGUUCUUUGUUUUUUUUUGUUUUUGUUUUUUGUUUUUUGUUUUUUUUUUAAAAACCCAAAGACUAGCAAACAGUGAAGAGGCCGCCUCUUGCAAAAAAUACAGAAAGGGAUUCAUUGAUAUUUCAAAAAUCAAGUGUGUGGAAAUAGUGAAGAACGAUGAUGGCAUCAUUCCCUGUCAAAAUAAAUUUCCAUUCCAGUCCACAAAGCAGGGACCGAUGGGUGAAGAAAUUAAAAGAAGAAAUAAAGAACAACAAUAAUAUCAUGAUUAAAUACCAUCCUAAAUUUUGGGCAGACGGAAGUUACCAGUGUUGUAGACAAACAGAAAAACUAGCACCUGGAUGUGAAAAGUACAAUCUUUUUGAGAGUAGUAUAAGAAAGACCCUGCCUCCUGCACCAGAAAUAAAGAAGAGAAGGCCUCCUCCACCAAUUCCGCCAGAAGAAGAAAAUACUGAAGAAAUAGUUGUAGCGAUGUAUGAUUUCCAAGCGACAGAAGCACAUGACCUCAGGUUAGAGAGAGGCCAAGAGUAUAUCAUCCUGGAAAAGAAUGACAUCCAUUGGUGGAGAGCAAGAGAUAAGUAUGGGAGUGAAGGAUAUAUCCCAAGUAAUUACGUCACAGGAAAGAAAUCCAACAACUUAGAUCAAUAUGAGUGGUAUUGCAGAAAUAUCAACAGGAGCAAGGCAGAGCAGCUCCUCAGAACGGAAGAUAAAGAAGGUGGUUUUAUGGUGAGAGACUCCAGUCAACCAGGCUUGUACACAGUCUCCCUUUACACAAAGUUUGGGGGAGAAGGCUCAUCAGGUUUCAGGCAUUAUCACAUAAAGGAAACAGCAACAUCCCCAAAGAAGUAUUACCUGGCCGAGAAGCACGCGUUUGGGUCCAUUCCUGAAAUCAUCGAAUACCACAAGCACAAUGCUGCAGGGCUUGUCACCAGGCUGCGGUACCCGGUCAGUACAAAGGGGAAAAAUGCGCCCACUACUGCCGGCUUCAGCUAUGAUAAGUGGGAGAUUAACCCAUCAGAGCUGACCUUUAUGAGGGAGUUGGGGAGUGGACUGUUUGGAGUGGUGAGGCUGGGCAAGUGGCGGGCCCAGUACAAAGUAGCCAUCAAAGCUAUCCGGGAAGGCGCCAUGUGUGAGGAGGACUUCAUAGAGGAAGCUAAAGUCAUGAUGAAGCUGACACACCCCAAGCUGGUACAGCUCUAUGGCGUAUGCACUCAGCAGAAACCCAUCUACAUCGUUACUGAGUUCAUGGAAAGGGGCUGCCUUCUGAAUUUCCUCCGACAGAGACAAGGCCAUUUCAGCAGAGAUGUGCUGCUAAGCAUGUGCCAGGAUGUGUGUGAAGGGAUGGAGUACCUGGAGAGAAACAGCUUCAUCCACAGAGACCUGGCUGCCAGAAAUUGUCUAGUGAAUGAAGCAGGAGUCGUCAAAGUAUCUGACUUUGGAAUGGCCAGGUACGUUCUGGACGAUCAGUACACAAGUUCCUCAGGCGCCAAGUUCCCUGUGAAGUGGUGUCCCCCGGAAGUGUUUAAUUACAGCCGCUUUAGCAGCAAGUCAGACGUCUGGUCGUUUGGUGUGCUAAUGUGGGAAAUAUUCACAGAAGGCAGGAUGCCCUUUGAGAAGAACACCAAUUACGAAGUGGUAACCAUGGUUACUCGAGGCCACCGACUCCACCGGCCAAAGUUGGCUUCCAAAUAUCUGUAUGAGGUGAUGCUGAGGUGCUGGCAAGAGAGACCAGAGGGAAGGCCUUCGUUUGAAGACUUGCUGCAUACGAUAGAUGAACUAGUUGAAUGUGAAGAAACUUUUGGAAGAUAAAUGGUGGCCCCCGUUUCCAAGGCAAGAGGAAGAAGGGGCGUGCCAGCGGAAUGCAAUUCACUUGGCACCUGGGAGGAUAGACUGCUCUGCUUACAACGUGGGCGCUCCAACGUGUCUGCUUCUGAUCCACCCUUAGCUCGGUGGCUAUUUUGCAGGCUGCACAGGUGGUCUCUCAGAGCUGGUGACUUGAAGCCCUCAUUUUGCUCAUUCCUUCAAGGGUGCCAGCCAUGCACUUUGCCAGCCAUGCACUGUGCCCAGGCCUCAGGAGAUGAACAUGGGGCUAUGCUAGCUGGUGCUAGCAGAAAGCCAGGAUGUUUGUGAUGGGGACGAGCCAUGUCCCAGCAUCUCUCUAUACCCUUUGGCUUCUACAUAAACCUGGGCCUGAGGUGUUGUCUACCACUGAGUUAUAGGUAAAGAAGGAACCCACGUGGAUUCAUAGUAAUCCUCUGUUUUGAAAACAUCUCUUUCCAAACCUGUUCUUAGUAGUGUGUUUAAACAUUUGUAUACUGUAUAUAUUGUAAAUACAUAUAAUAUAUAAAGUUAUAUAUUUAUAAGUAA